AUGACUCCACUAGUGCGGAACGACAGUCGUAUCAUCCUCCACUUGGAUUAUGACUGUUUCUAUGCCUCUGUUUUCGAAGUUGAGCAACCUGAACUGAGGUCACUUCCCUUGGCAGUUCAACAAAAGCAGAUUGUGGUGACCUGUAACUACGAAGCCCGACGGCGAGGUCUGCACAAGUUGCAGCUCAUCAAAGAUGCCAAACGCAUCUGUCCCGAUGUGGUAAUAGUUCUGGGUGAAGACUUGACCAAGUUCCGAAAUGCCUCCAAGGAACUCUACCUGCUGGCUCGCUCCGUUGUCUGGGGCGGCCGUGUCGAAAAGCUAGGCUUUGACGAGCUCUUUCUUGACGUCACGGAAAUGAUUGACUACAACAUUGGCGUGUUGAAUCAAAAUGACUUGGUGAAUUCGUAUUUCCAUCUUGAUCCGAAGGACCCGACCGUUGGUUUUUUGUAUGACGCCACUCGCUUUCAUGGGUCGACCUUCCCUGCCAUGGAGGAAGCCUUCGUCGCUCCGACUGGUCCAUCUUCGUUGGAAAUGAGGUUGCUCGUUGCCUCUCACUUACAGCGCCACAUACGGAAUAGGCUGGAGCAUCAAAUAGGCUUCACGGCUACGGGUGGGAUCUCAACCUCCAAACUGCUGGCAAAGUUGGUCGGGAAUGUUCACAAGCCCAACGGCCAAACGACUCUUCUGCCACCAUAUACAGCAACAGAAGAUAAUACUAGCAACGUGUUCCAGUUCCUGGAUGAUCACGAGAUCCGGAAGAUUCCUGGAAUUGGUUCUCGCAUUGCCCAGAAACUACAAUCCCAUGUUACAGGACAAGAGGGCGUCGACGAGAAGAUCACAGUCAAGGAUGUCCGACAGUCCCCUGGUAUGGGUCCACCCUUACUGGACAGAAUCCUCAGCGGGCCAGGCUCAGUGAAAGGGAUCGGGAUGCGCAUGUGGAACAUUCUUCAUGGUGUAGAUAAUUCCAAGGUGCUCGAGGGUCGCGAUGUACCCACUCAGAUCAGCAUCGAAGAUUCUUAUGGCCGGUUAGAUACCCCGGAGAUUGUACGGCGCGAGCUAGUAGUGCUGUCGCGAAGUCUCAUCCGCCGCGUAAGAACCGACCUACUUGAUAUGAGUGAUGAUACUGCUCCCCAAGGGAGAUGGCGUGCUCAUCCUCGCACUCUGCGGUUAUCGACCCGGCCAAGACUUCCGCCAGAUUCGGGUAUGGGGCGUACACACAGUUACAAUCGCAUCUCUCGGUCAGCACCCCUACCACCCUUUAUUUUCAACUUGGAUGAGAAUAUCGAUGCAUUGGCCGAACGACUGGUCCAAGAAUGUGUUUUCUCUAUGUUCCGCAAAUUACAUCCUGAAAAGUCUGGUUGGAACCUCAGUUUGUUGAACGUUGCAGUUACCAAUAUGGUGGAAACCGCGGGGGAUCAGAAACAAAACAGUGGACGAGAUAUCGGGAAGAUGUUUCGACAGCAGGAGACAGUACUUAAGGAUUGGACUGUGCAGGAACCCGAGUCAUCAUCUGAUAUGCCGCGGUUGUCCGGAGAUACCCCUGAAAUACAGUCCCAGUCGGACGAUGGGUGGGAUGAUGAUGAACCCUUGGGGACACGAUCACAAGCAUCAGAGGCCAUUCGACGGGUGACGCCCAUCGAUAAUGCCAUCAUUCGCACUCCUUCACAUCAAAUAGACCACCUGUCACAUUUUGAUAUCACCUUCGCCUUACACCAAGACGACAAGCGCAUAAAGCUAGAACUCGAGCCCAAUCAUGAUAUCUUGGCCGAGGACGCUUACGUACAAUACAUCGGCGCUGAUGGCACGAUAAAACGUGCAGAACCGAUCAAAAGACACGAACACAAAGUCUUCCAAGGUCGUGCCCUGGUAGGAUCCGGAAAGGGGAGAUGGACGCCCGUGGGCUGGGCCAGAAUCACCGUCAAAAGGGAUGGCCUAGAGCCUCUCUUUGAAGGUGCUUUCAGUGUCAACAAUGACAAACACCACAUUGAGUUACAGUCGACCUACCUCGACAAGAAGCGCCCGAUCGAUGCCGACGUCGAGCCCAGAAAUGGGGAAUCGAUGAUUAUCUACCGUGACUCCGAUAUGUUCCACUAUACCCACUCCGAGCUCAAGCGGUCGCUUCCCGGGUCCGAAGGCUGCGGCGCGGAUCAACUCGGAUACAAUGCUGAUCUGUCCAAUUCGAUUUUCGGAUAUGACAUGGACGAAACAGAUGGUCAGUGGGGUGUUGCCUCGUUGAACUCGAUGUUCGGAUUGGGCAAGCGACAGUCUUCGUCUGAUGUUGGCGGUGUCUCGGGCAAUACUGGCGGUGUGAAUCUGAAAACGACCAUCGGUGAUACCAGUGGAUGUCCUCAAACCAAGAAAGUCGCUUUGAUCGGAAUUGCAACGGAUUGUGAAUUCACCGAAUCGUUCAUGGCUACCAACUCCACCCCCGAACAAGCCGCCAGGGAUUGGGUUAUCAACGUCGUAAACACGGCUUCAAGUCUCUAUGAGGAAUCUUUCAAUGUGUCCAUUGGUUUGCGGAAUCUUACAAUCUCCGAGACGGGUUGCUCCCGCACGGGCUCCAGUGGUACCCCAUGGAACGUGGAUUGCGAUGGUGGAAACGUCACCUGGCGUCUGAAUGAAUUCUCCAAGUGGCGCGCAUCGCAUUCGGAUGACAAUGCCUACUGGACCCUGAUGACAAACUGCCCAACAAGCAGUGAGGUUGGAGUUUCAUGGAUGGGUCGUCUAUGCUCCUCCGAACUAGUCACCUCAGGAGAGAACUCUGUGACCGGUGCGAACGUCGUAGUUCGCAAUUCCGGUUCUUCCUGGCAGGUAUUUGCCCACGAGACUGGUCACACCUUUGGAGCAGUGCACGACUGCGACCAAGACGCCUGCACCAGAAAGUUGGAUGUUUCAUCCCAAUGCUGCCCGCUGAGUUCGUCGAGCUGCAAUGCUAAUGCAGAAUAUAUCAUGAACCCAUAUGCCAAGAACUCCAUGACCAAGUUUUCAGAGUGUACAAUCGGCAACAUCUGCUCUGCCAUCGGCAAAAACAGCAUCAAGUCCACUUGUCUAUCGGAUAACCGCGGCGUCGUGACCAUUAGCGGCAGUCAAUGCGGCAACGGCAUUGUCGAAGGCGACGAGGAAUGCGACUGCGGCGACGAAGAAAGCUGCAGCGACAACUCCUGCUGCGAUGCCAAGACCUGCAAAUUCAAAGACAGUGCCGUCUGCGACGACUCGAACGACAGCUGCUGCAGCAAAUGCCAGUUCGCCUCCGCCAACACUGUCUGCCGUGCCAGCACCGGUGAAUGCGACAUCGCCGAGACCUGCAGCGGAACCUCGAGCUCCUGUCCCGAAAACAAAUACGAAGACGACGGUGCCAGCUGCGGCGACAAGAACCAGAAGCUCAGCUGCGCCAGCGGCCAAUGCACAAGUCGCGACUACCAGUGUCGCACGGUGAUAGGCUCCCUGCUGAACACCAAUGACACCUGGGCCUGCGAGAACACAAAUAGUCCCUCCUGCAGUCUCGUCUGCGGUGCACCCUCCCUCCAACACUCAAUCGGUGUCCAGGAGUGUAUUAGUAUGAACCAGAACUACCUCGACGGUACACCCUGCGACUCGGGCGGUCACUGCAGCGCAGGUCAAUGUAAGGGCUCCUCGGCCCUGGGCUGGAUCCAUCAGCACGAGAAGCUGGUUAUUGGUAUCUGUGUCGGCGUCGGCUCAUUAAUCCUGCUCGCUAUCUUCUUCUGUAUCUAUAAUCGCUGCAAGCGCAGCGCACAGCUGCGGAAGGCCCACAAGGCUAUCCCCCUGCCUAUGGACCAGUGGCAUGGAUACCGCAAUGCCGGAUACCAGAAUGUGCCUCCCAAUCCCGGAUACCAGAACAUGCCUCUCAAUGCCGGAUACCACAAUGUGCCUCCUCCUCCCUCUGGGCCCCCGCCACGAUACUCAUGA
Penicillium verrucosum is the source of this 3927-nucleotide messenger RNA. RefSeq lists its product as uncharacterized. Gene Ontology annotation, molecular function: DNA-directed DNA polymerase activity; damaged DNA binding; metalloendopeptidase activity. The transcript has 4 exons. Gene Ontology annotation, biological process: proteolysis; translesion synthesis. The record is from RefSeq and is a predicted model, not a curated record. Lineage: Eukaryota; Fungi; Ascomycota; Eurotiomycetes; Eurotiales; Aspergillaceae. Bases 1 to 3927 code for a protein of 1308 amino acids.